Candidozyma duobushaemuli is the source of this 807-nucleotide messenger RNA. Its product is annotated as oxidoreductase. The record is from RefSeq and is a predicted model, not a curated record. Gene Ontology annotation, molecular function: oxidoreductase activity. The transcript has a single exon. The coding region runs from base 1 to 807 and encodes 268 amino acids. Gene Ontology annotation, cellular component: cytosol. Lineage: Eukaryota; Fungi; Ascomycota; Pichiomycetes; Serinales; Metschnikowiaceae.
AUGUCUCUCGGAACUAAAGCUGCUGAACGUUUGGCUAAUAAGAUUGUGCUUAUCACGGGUGCUUCCUCCGGUAUCGGUGCCGCUACCGCAAGAGAGUUCGCCUCUGCCGCCAAUGGUAACAUCAAGUUGAUCUUGACUGCUAGAAGACAAGACAGAUUGACCGAGUUGGCUUCCGAGUUGACCAAGUCAUACCUGCCCAUCAAGGUGCACACUGCCAAGCUCGACGUUAGCGAUGUCAGCACAAUUGACCCCUUUUUCAAGGCUUUGCCAAAGGAGUUCUCUGACAUUGAUGUGUUGAUCAAUAACGCUGGUAAGGCCUUGGGUAGAGACCAGGUGGGUAACAUUGCCACCGAUGACAUCAACGGCAUGUUGCAGACCAACGUUUUGGGACUCAUUACCAUGACACAAGCCGUUAUUCCUCGCUUUAAGGAGAAGAAUGCCGGUGACAUUGUGAACAUCGGUUCCAUUGCUGGUAGAGAACCAUACCCUGGUGGAGCCAUUUACUGUGCUACCAAGUCCGCCGUCAAGUUCUUCUCCAACUCCUUGCGUAAGGAGUUGAUCAACACCGGUAUUCGUGUCUUGGAGGUGGACCCUGGUGCAGUCGAGACUGAGUUCAGUGUGGUGCGUUUCCACGGUGACAAGGCUGCCGCUGAUAAGGUGUACGAGGGCACUGAGCCAUUGACACCAGAGGACAUUGCUGAGGUGAUCGUCUUUGGCGUUUCUAGAAAGCAGAACACCGUGGUUGCCGAGUCCUUGGUGUUCCCAUCCCACCAGGCAGGUUCUGCCCACAUCUAUAGAAAGCAGUAG